Molecule: messenger RNA, 4137 nt
Organism: Thunnus maccoyii (southern bluefin tuna)
Lineage: Eukaryota; Metazoa; Chordata; Actinopteri; Scombriformes; Scombridae
Gene: arhgef10lb
Product: Rho guanine nucleotide exchange factor (GEF) 10-like b
Exons: 22
Coding region: 164-3412 (1082 amino acids)
Biological process (GO): positive regulation of stress fiber assembly; SREBP signaling pathway; actin cytoskeleton organization
Cellular component (GO): cytosol
Molecular function (GO): guanyl-nucleotide exchange factor activity; protein binding
Source: RefSeq, a predicted model, not a curated record
UGAGGAAGACUUCAGAGUGGGAGUGUUACACACUUCAAAAGGAUAAGACUGUUUAGAGCUGGCUUUCCAUCCAGAUGAUUUUGUUCCUGCUUUGGAAAACCUGCAUCUUUGUUUGAGGGUUGUGCAGGAGAGCAGAUCUGUCAGAAGGGAGAUGCACUGAUGUAUGAGUGUUUCUCUACUCUUCUGUCUGGUGUUUGACUGCCAGCUGUCUGCAGAUGUGCUGAGGCUGAAGGAGCAGUCGGCACGUCUCAGUACACCUCAUGUUGCCCACAUCAGACAGAGCUGUGACACUGAGGCGAAGCAGAUGAUGAAAGCAGCGAGGAACGACACCAAGGACGGUUUAAAAAACACAAAGUUAGCCAUGAUCCGCAAAGUGUCUUUCCUGCACAGAAAAGACUUCACAGGUGAAGGAAAGGAUGAUGACGGUUACAUGGAUGUGUCUGUGUGUGAUAUAAAACACCCUCCACCACAACUCUGUCCCAUGCCAGAGGGGCUCAGCAGUCAGCAGGUUGUCAGACGUCUCAUCCUCGGCUCCAUCGUGCAGAGUGAGAGCAGCUACCUGGACUCUCUCAAGAGAAUCCUGCAGGAGUACCAAAGGCCUUUGCUAGAGUCACAGAACUGGAUCUUAAGCCCCAAGAAGGUGCGUCAGAUAUUUUACCGUCUGCAGGAAAUCCAUCAAUGCCACUCCAUGUUCCAGAUCGCUCUGGCAUCCCGCGUGGCCGAGUGGGAUCACAGCGAGAAGAUCGGAGACCUGUUUGUUGCCUCGUUUUCAAAGUCCAUGGUGCUGAAUGUGUACAGUGACUACAUCAACAACUUCACUAACGCCAUGGUGCUGAUCAAGAAGGCCUGCAUGUCUAAGCCUGCUUUCCUGGACUUUCUGAAGAAGAAGCAGGUGUCCAGUCCAGACAGAAUCACUCUGUACGGUCUGAUGGUGAAACCGAUCCAGCGCUUUCCUCAGUUCAUUCUGCUGCUGCAGGACAUGUUGAAGAGCACACCAAAGUCCCACACUGACCGGCUGCCCCUGCAGCUGGCUCUCACUGAGCUGGAGACACUGGCUAAGAAACUCAACGAGCAGAAACGUCUGGCCGACCAGGAAGCUGAGAUCCAGCAGCUGGCACACAGCGUGGGAGACCGCAACCUCAACAAGUUGUUGAACUCGCAGCAGAGGCAGCUGAUCCAGUGUGAACUGCUGACUGAAGUUGUUCAUGAUGAAAAAGGUCAAAUUCUCAAGUCGAAGGAGAGAAAGAUCUUCCUCCUCAAUGACACCCUGAUCUGUGCUAAUGUCAACCUGAAGGGUCCCCCUGACAUCAGCACCCUGGUUCCUGUUGGUCCUAAGUACACGAUGAAGUGGUGUACUCCUCUGCUGCAGACUCAGGUGGUGGAGGUGGGACAGGACAGUCUGCAGAGCAAGGACAGUGUAGUCACAGUCAGACGCCGCAGCUCCACCUUCAGCACCACUGGUAAAGUAUUCCUGGGUCCUCCCAGACUGUACCAGGAGCUGGAGGAGCUGCAGCAUGACCUGGCUGUGGUGGAGGAGGUCUCACUGCUGGUGGGGACACUCAGUGGAACCUACCAGAAUCUGAACACCACAGUGUCUCAGGACUGGUGUCUGGCUCUGCAGAGGCUCAUCCGUCUCAAGGAGGAGGAGAUCCAGAACGCCAACAAGUGUCGCCUGCGUCUGUCUGUCCCAGGAAAACCUGACAAGUCUGGUCGUCCAGUGAGCAUCAUGGUGGUCUUCAACACUCCCAACCCCCUCAGUAAGAUCUCCUGGGUGAACCGGCUUCACCUCGCCAAGAUCGCUCAGAGGCAGGAAAACACUCCAGGCUGGGAAUGUGCUGAAGAAGAUGGAAAGACCAUCGCUCCAUUUAGUUGUCCACUGUUGACCUGCAAACUUCCUGUUUUCUCCUCCAAAACACACACACUGAAGCUGGAGGCAGCUCUUCACAGUCCAUCUCAGUCCAGCCUGCUGGGUUUCUGCACUGCCAGUACACGUUUACCACAGGGUUACCUCUGGGUUGCUGGUGGAGGAGGCAGCUCCAACCAUGGCCAUAUAGAGAUCUUCUCCCUGAACCGAGCCAGUCCUCGCCUGGUCAAGAGUGUCACACUGAGGGCUCCAGUCCUGUGCGUGGAGUACGUGAAGGAGCUGUGUCACAGCACAGAGGAGAGAGCCCACACUGCAGCCAAGAUAGGAAACAUCAUCUGUGUUGGUCUGCAGGAUGGCAGCAUCCAUGUGUACAGCAGUGUGGACACAGCUGUUCAGUGCCUGCUGACCUUGGUGAACCCUGACAGCCGUCCAGUUCUCUGCCUCAAACACUCGCUGUCCUUCCUCUUUGCUGGGCUGGACAACGGCAAAGUAGCUGUGUACCACAGAAUUACUGGAGAGAGAGAGUGGGACAUGGACUCAUGCAGACUGGUGUCUGUGGGUUCUGAGCCGGUCUUCAAUCUAUUGACUGUUGAAGACGCUGUAUGGGCUAGCUGUGCAAACCAAGUCACUGUCAUCCAAGGAUCCAGCCCUCUCACCCAGUGCUUUGAAGCCCACUCUGAUCCAGGCUGCAGGGUCAGCCACAUGGUUCAUUCAGGUGGGGGGGUUUGGAUGGCCUUCACCCACGGUUCCUCCAUUCACCUGUUUCACACAGAGACCUUGGAACAGCUGCAGGAAGUCAACAUCUUCACCCGCACAGCCCAUCUGAUACCAGGUCAGGUUUGUGUCUCCAGCUUGCUGAUCUGCCAGGGCCUGCUGUGGGUGGGGACCAGCCAGGGCAUCAUCCUCACCUUCCCUGUACCCACCCUGGAGGGGAUCCCCAUGAUCACAGGUAAAGGGAUGACGUCUCUGAAUGCUCACUGUGGUCCAGUUGAGUUCCUGGUGUCAGCUUCCAGCACCCUGGCCUCCGACGUGCUCAGACAGGACUCCAUCCUCAACAGCAGCGAGGAGGGCACUAACGGAGAAGGAGGAGGUGGAGGUGAAUGUGAUGUGGGAGGAGAUGGAGAAAGACAGAGAACGGAGCAGACUAACUCCCCCCAGGACUCAGAGGCUCCUCCACCGAGGAAGGAGACGCCUAAGCGUCUCCUGCUGCAGUACCGCCUCCACUCCACCUGCCAGCUGCCUGGGAAGCUGCUGACAGCCCAGUCGGACCAGGGAAACCCAAGAGCCGCCCCGGAUUCCCUGGAGCACAGCCCAGAGGACGGCUCCAUCUAUGAAGUGAACGAGGACCCUGAUGUGUGGGUGAGGGGACGACACGUGGAGUUGGGGAAGGAGGGGGAGGCCAAGCGCAACAAGGUCACCUCGACAGCCAUCUUCUCUGGAGGCAGAGGAUACCGCAGGAUAGGACAGACAGCCUCAGCAGACACCUGCUCAGACCCCAGUGAAAACACACUGCUGGUGUGGCAGCUGCCUUUAACUCUCAGCCAAUGACAGGCGAGCGUGUCACCUGACUGGCUCAACAAUCAGUUUCCUCAGUGACUGUGCUGAACUCACCAGCUUACUUCUAAACAUUUCAAAUAGACUCAACAUCACAUCUGAAAUCAAAGGAGCCGAGGACAUGUUACCCACAACAGCUUCUUCUUUUCUCUUGUUUUUUUAAAGUUGUAAUCCUUAAGAUUUCAGUCCUGGUAGUCAUGGUAACAGCAAAUGGGGUUUUAUACUACAUGUCCCAGAAUUCUGGGGACAGCAAACAACGGUUGAGCAGCUUCAUGUCAGAAAACAGCUGUUUAUAGAGCAGCCAAACAAACGUUUAUCACUAAUCCUUCACCAACCUCUGCCUGUCACCUGCCUCCAACUCAAUCACUGACCCAGAGAGGACUUGAGACCAUGGCUGCGCUGUUCUAACUGGGAGAGAUUUGGACAUGUUGCUGGUUGUUGUCGUGGUAAACGUAUUGUUGUAGAUGUGCACUAUGGGUGUAGAAUCCAGGUUUUUUUUUAACUUGACUGUAUGAAAAUAUUUGAUACUAGUGUAAAUAUCUGUAUUUCUUUCUAUACUGUACCUUACUUUGAAAAAUAUGAAUUAAUUUUGAAAGGACUCUAUCUCAGUGUUCCUGUUCCUGCAGUGGCUGCCGGGAACACCAGAUGGAACACAAAGGUUUUGUUUUCCUGCCGUGUUUAUUAUUAAAACCUUUCUCUCCAGAGAAGAAGAGAACUCA